Molecule: messenger RNA, 987 nt
Organism: Eimeria acervulina
Lineage: Eukaryota; Apicomplexa; Conoidasida; Eucoccidiorida; Eimeriidae
Exons: 3
Coding region: 1-987 (328 amino acids)
Biological process (GO): polyprenol catabolic process; dolichol-linked oligosaccharide biosynthetic process
Cellular component (GO): endoplasmic reticulum
Molecular function (GO): 3-oxo-5-alpha-steroid 4-dehydrogenase activity
Source: RefSeq, a predicted model, not a curated record
AUGGCCGCUGUCAAUGGCAGCGCCUUCUCGUGGAUGGCGACGAGCCAUAUGGGUAUUUAUGAAGGGGUUGUACGGUGGGUGUUGUGUGUGUACUUCCUUGCUGCAGCUGCAGCAGCGGCUGCAGCCUCACGAUGGCCUACCUUCGCUUACUUCGCGGCCCAUGGCAAAGUGCGGCAACACCAGAAGCAAAGGCAGGGACAGGGCCAGCAGCAGCAGCAGCAACCCUUGCAGCAAACUCCGCUUCAGCGGUUUCUGCGGUGGCUGGAGGCGAAAGACUGCAGCAAAUUACGCUUUAUUGACUUCUACGUCGUGGGUGUCCUUGUUUCCUGCUGCUGCCUGCUGUCGCUGCAACAGCAACAACAGCAGGGGCAUCACCAGCAGCAUCAGCAGAGCAAUCGACAACUGCUGCCCCUCACAUUGUUGCUGUUGCAUCUCCUGCGCCGAUUGGGGGAACAGGCGCUGCUAGUUGCUUCAAGCAAAGCCUCCCGAAUGCACGUGUUUGCGUAUAUUUUGGGUUGCACGUUUUACAUCGCAACUCCGAUUGCAUUUCUGAGCGCUUCCACGAGGGGGAAGGGACCCCACAUACUGCAGGCUGGGGCCUCCGUAGGGCUGUGGGCAAUUUCUACUUCGCUGCAGUUCGCUGCACACGUUUCCCUCGCCGCUUUAAGGCGACAGGGGGCUCGGAAAGAGGCCCACGCUGAGUGUGGGGGCCCGCUCAUGACAGUAGGGGGAACAGCACAUCCACAACUGGGGGCCAAGAAGACGCGCAGCAACAGAAGCAGCAGUAGUAGCAACAGCAGCGCAGAGGCGAGCAGCAGCGCGGACAGCAGCCCCGGCAACAACAGCAGCGCCAUGGCGUGGAGGGGGAGAGGGCCCUACAGGGUGCCACGGGGGCCCCUCUUUGCGUACACCAGCUGCCCUCACUACCUGAGCGAGGUGUUUAUCUAUUUGUCACUUUUCAUUGCUGCCCCCGACGUCCCCACGUGA